AUGGUACAUCUGACAAUUUUAUUCAUAUUCGCCACUCUUUGGACAACGACUCAAAGCCAAACAUGGGCUGGAAUAUAUCAACUGAAUACUACAUGUAUCACCAGUACCUGUUGUUGUCUAGUCAAUGACAUUGUUCUUACUCGUCCAUCGCUAAAUAUCUUGACUUUUAAUGCAACUUUAUCAGGUCAAUGUUUCGGUCUACCUUCAAUCACGAGUUCGAUUGAUUAUCCGGUUGGAUAUUCAUUAUCUUUAUCAAUAAGUAUAGUGAAGUUGACCGUUCUAUUGAGUAACGAUAGCAACACUCUUACUGCCGUCAAUCCGUUAAUGUCACAAUGUAGUGGACGAGCUGUACGAAAAGCGGCACUGAUUGCUGGAUCGACAACAGCAAUUCAAAUUCAAAUGGCAGAAUGGAUUCCCAUUGUGGUUCCCAUCGCGAGUGCGGUGUUCGGUGCGGUUUUCGCUGGUGGUGCGAAAGUGGUAACGGCAUUGAUAAAGGGCCGAAAUCAACAACCGUUGUACUGGGAAGUGUACAAAUACGAUUAUUAUACAACAUCCCAAUAUCCCUAUGCCAACGGACACACGCAUAUUACCACCGAAUAUAUACCAAGUUCCUCAUCGCAAAGUUAUUAUCGUUAA
Adineta ricciae is the source of this 636-nucleotide messenger RNA. The record is from the annotation of a GenBank genome assembly. Lineage: Eukaryota; Metazoa; Rotifera; Eurotatoria; Adinetida; Adinetidae.